AUGGGUGGCAAUGCUUCUACAAUUAUGCCUACUGGGGGACUGCGAGUACAUCGCGUAUACCCCAACGGCCCUGCCGAGGAAGCUGGCUUCGAGAUAUUUUUUGACUAUAUAAUGGAAGCCGACCACAAUGCAUAUUGCGACGACUCUGAUGAGACCCUGAUGAGCUUCACGUCAUAUAUCAGCAGCAAGGAGAACCAAGAAGUCACGCUCAACGUAUAUAAUGCCCGUCAGAAAUCUCUCCGACUAUUAAAAAUUACUCCUCGCAAAUGGGAUGGCGUUGGUCUAUUAGGGCUUUCUGUGCGAUUUGCCGAAUUUACGGCGAUGGACGAGGGGGCCCAUGUCAUUAACGUGCAGGAUGGAUCUCCGGCCAUGAAGGCUGGUCUGACGCCUAUCACGGACUAUUUACUUGGCACGAAUUUACAGUUGUUCGUGGACAGUGACUGCGUGAGGGUCCAUGUCGGUGAGCAUGUGGACGAGGAUGUCACAUUGUAUGUAUACAACACGAUUACUGAGAGUAUAAGAAAGACCAUCAUUACGCCACGUCGAGGUUGGGGCGGCAAGGGUACUCUAGGGUGCGAUUUGGCAAAUGGUUACAUUCACCGAAUCCCUCUUGUCAAGGGCAUUUUCAGUGUACCGUCAGAUUUACCCCCAUCGGAGAAGGGUGGUGAUUCGCAAGAGAUGACUCUGGACCUGGCGGCCGCAGCAGCUGCGACCACUCCUGCAGAACCCCAAAUGGGCACCGCAGAUCAAUCAACGAGCGAGCAAAACUGCAACGUCUUUGCUAUACCUUCUGAUACCAAUGUUACUGAGGACGAGGAUGGACCGGAGGAACCCUACUUACCACCGUCUUUGGCGACUCUCCAGCAUACCGCCAGCAUGGACCAUGAUACGCAAUCUCCGGACGACACCGCACGCCGUGAUGAUUCGGACAUGGAGGACUAA
This is a messenger RNA of Babesia sp. Xinjiang, 942 nucleotides long. RefSeq names its product Golgi reassembly-stacking protein 1. The coding region runs from base 1 to 942 and encodes 313 amino acids. Gene Ontology annotation, molecular function: protein binding. Lineage: Eukaryota; Apicomplexa; Aconoidasida; Piroplasmida; Babesiidae. Gene Ontology annotation, cellular component: Golgi apparatus. The transcript has a single exon. The record is from RefSeq and is a predicted model, not a curated record. Gene Ontology annotation, biological process: Golgi organization.